Blastomyces dermatitidis ER-3 is the source of this 1710-nucleotide messenger RNA. Its product is annotated as MSF1 domain-containing protein. Bases 146 to 988 code for a protein of 280 amino acids. Gene Ontology annotation, molecular function: phosphatidic acid transfer activity. The record is from RefSeq and is a predicted model, not a curated record. Lineage: Eukaryota; Fungi; Ascomycota; Eurotiomycetes; Onygenales; Ajellomycetaceae. The transcript has a single exon. Gene Ontology annotation, biological process: phospholipid transport. Gene Ontology annotation, cellular component: mitochondrial intermembrane space.
AAAGAUCGAAGAAACGAAAAAAGAAAGCAGCUUGACGUUGUCGAUAUCCAACUCCCGUAGUUCGCAGUUUGAGUCUCUUCCGCCAGUCGUCAAGCUUCUUCGGUAUCUCUUCUGAUAGGCGAGACUAGACGCCAAUGCCUUGACGAUGAAGUUCUUCGAAAGCACCUUCAACUACGACUACUCUUUUCCCGCUGUCUCCCUCGCCUACUUCCUCCGUUAUCCGAACCCUUACUCUCGCCAUGUCCUGACGACCGAUGUCAUUGAUCGCUAUGUCGAUCCUAUCACAGAGCGCUUGCAUACUACCCGGCUGAUACUCAAGAGAUCCAAGAUUCCCUCGGCCAUGUUGAAGUUGCUGCCCAAGGGAAUUGGUGGCAGUGAGAAUUCAGGCCAAAGUUUUAUCCUUGAGACUACCGUUGUAGACCUGAAAGAAGGCUGGAUGCAGACGGAAUCGCGGAAUAUGGAGUGGACGGGCAUCCUCAGCGUUGUGGAGAAGCAACUAUACCGACGCCUCCCUCCCCCAUCGGAAAACGGCAGCUCCAAACCCCGGACGUGGUGGUCAGGCUCGUCCAUUGAUGAGCCAAAGGAUGAGAGGACAAGCGUGAAAACCACUGUUAUAUUUCGAUCAAGCCUAGGGCAAGCGAUGCUCAAUCGUCCCAAGAAGAUCGACUCUUUCUCAGCAGGCGAACAUGCUGAGGAAGAUCCUCAUAGCAGACGAGGCCUCCUUGCAUCAUGGUCAACGGCCGGGAUCCAGCGGACAAUUGAACUCGUGGGCGUAAAGCGGACCCGAGAUGCUGUGCUGAGGAGCAAGCAGGGCAUGAACGUGGUUUUGGAGCGGUUACGAAAUGGCGGAAUCGUCGGUGUCCUGGAGGGGAUGCGGGAGGAUCGUGAAGCUGGCCAUGAGGGGCCGUGGAAGCGUGUCUGGAUGCACGGCGUUCACGGUCAUCACGAGCAACCCCAUUCCCAUAACAAUGCCGAUGACGAUGGUUAAGUUGGGAUCUCGCCAGCGGACAUGGAAUAUCCUCGACACCCUGCAUUAUCCAGCAUUGGAGUAACCAAUUGCCCUUCAAUCGCCUCGUGGCUUUGGCCCACUCAAACAUAAUUUUCUACUUCAUACAACAAAAUCAGCAUGGUGUUCUGGCGUUACGGUUCUGGAUUUCAAACAUCUCCUAUUCCUUUGUUUCUACUUUUGAAAUUUUGCGCCAUUUUGACCUUUUACAUAGUUGAUUCUUUUUCUUUUCGAUGUGAUUAUUAGCAUUAUUAUUUUUCUGUUAGCUGCACAAAAAGCUGGCAAAGGGUGAGCAACAAAAAAGGAAAUGACCCAUUCCUAACCUGUACAUUAUUCUACCCGUCAGAUUAGAUAUGGCGCAUGGUAUAUGGAGGUUGGCGGUUGGGUGAUUGACUGCCUAGUGUUGAACAGGCGCUCUGAGUUGCCUGUUCUUCAUGUAUUUACUUACCUUUUUAUAUAUAUAUAUAUACAUAUUUUCUUCUUCCUUAGCCGUCCUGAUAUAGUUACACCGGAUAUAUAGGAAAUGCAACGCUGGCUACGCCCUUAGAGAAGAUUUCACCGACAGACCCUUUGCCUCAUUUCGUAGCUGUUGCGAGAAUCCGAUUGUACAGUACUAUACAACAUCGAUAUUACCAGUAUAUAUAUUAUUUAAUGACAAUCAUAAUCAGUUCUUAAGUACUAGUACAUUAGCUUUCCAUCAUUUU